AUGCAGUGCAAUACGUUUUACAACCCCGAUGAUGGGGGAUCAUUUUUAGACACUGCCAGUCCAUUUAGUUUGAGUGUGAGAAACGAAACCAUUGUUUAUGAGCAAAGAGCCACCAAAGUUGUGAAAACCGUACCUGUGCAAAAAUUGAAAAACCCAGCGGGCAAUGUUUUUGAUGUAGUCACUUUGAAAAAUUCUUCUUGUAAAGGAGUUGGCAAGUGGGUCUCAGAUUCUACUUGGUUCCCUGGAUACAGUUGGAAAGCCUGUGUUUGCAACAAGUGCGGUCGUCAUUUGGGGUGGAUGUUUGAAGUCAAUUCAGCAGUUAAAGGAUCUUUACCUACCCAACCUACCAAAACUGGUUUCUAUGCCUUGAUUCGUGAUUAUAUUUUAACAGAGUCAGUUGCCCAGACAUUGACGUACGUGCCAAAAAUCUUCAGAGAAUAG
Messenger RNA from Daphnia pulex (common water flea), 441 nucleotides. RefSeq names its product protein cereblon-like. The transcript has 5 exons. Bases 1 to 441 code for a protein of 146 amino acids. NCBI's taxonomy places the organism in Eukaryota, Metazoa, Arthropoda, Branchiopoda, Diplostraca, Daphniidae. The record is from RefSeq and is a predicted model, not a curated record.